AUGGCGUUGGAACGUGAACGUACAACGCGUAUGUUUCUGGAACAGCAGCUGAAUCAAAUGCGAGAAAUGUAUCAAAACGGACUGAACGUUGUGGCAACAGCGGCACUGAAUCCAUCGAACAGCCCGACGCUGCAGCAACAGCAGCAGCAACAACAACAGCAACACCGUCAACAACAACAGCAACCAACUGCGCAACAAAUCGCUAACUCAGCUGCGAAGAUUACCAUCACCACAACGACGAUGAGCGUUCAUGAUUCGGUGAUACGGCCAACGCCACUGAUUGCGCCGAUUUCGGUAGACGUUUCGCCACGUAUGGCAGUUCCGAUGCCACCAGCACCAUCACCAAUGAUACCACCGACGUUGACAUCAUCGGCAGCUACGUCGGGACCGCUUUCGGCACCUUCCGCCUUCAGUUCGUCGUCGAUCACAGCACAUCGUUCUCUGCAAACGAUCCUGGAUGCGAUUCGACACCUUGAGGGCGGUGCGUUGGUGCCACCAACGGCGUCGCCACCACCCACAUCCCAAGCGCCUCUAGUGCGGUAA
Messenger RNA from Cooperia oncophora, 543 nucleotides. The record is from the annotation of a GenBank genome assembly. Lineage: Eukaryota; Metazoa; Nematoda; Chromadorea; Rhabditida; Trichostrongylidae.